AACGAUAUCAAGUUGACAGGGAAUAUACGUCGUCCUCUUAAUUGCAGAUCGAAAAAUUACGAUCCUUUGCUGGGCCAUUACGUGAUGACGUCAUGCGCGUGCGCGAGCAACUAUUUUUCGGCAGCGUUGUCGCCAUUUUGCAUUGUGCGUGUCGACAGGUUGCACGAAGCGUCUCGCUCCUCGUAAUUACAGUUUUUCAAGAAUUCUACGAAUUCAGAAGAGCCGUACGCAUACACAGAGACAGACACAAUGCUUUUGAUACACAUAGCUGUUUUUCUUCGUCUUACAUACAAAUGUUAUUCCUUCUACUUAAUCUACAACUUGGGAAUAAAAAGAGAAGAUAUCUAAAUAGAAUGAGAAGGUCUCACAUUAUUCCUUGGUUCGAGGAAGACGAUCACAUUAUCGUUGCAUUAAAGGACUGGAUUGGUAACACGUAAAAUUUCCCAGAACGUGCAAGUAUUCGCUUCUUUUCUUUAAUCGUUGAGAUUCUUUCUCAAUUUAAGAAAGAAUCUCCAUAUACAGCUAUUUUUAAGGAAUUUUGUAAUGAGAUUCAGUAAUUCAUAUUGCUUACGAUGUUUAUAUAUUAAACAACGUAAGCACUAUCUAAAGUUAAUGGUUAAUUUUCGAUGCAUUAAAAAAUUGGAAGUUUUUAAGAAAUCUUUAAUUAAUAGUAACGAUUAGGAAGGAUAAUAAAUAAUGUGUCG
Vespula pensylvanica (western yellowjacket) is the source of this 704-nucleotide messenger RNA. RefSeq lists its product as uncharacterized. NCBI's taxonomy places the organism in Eukaryota, Metazoa, Arthropoda, Insecta, Hymenoptera, Vespidae. Bases 93 to 437 code for a protein of 114 amino acids. The record is from RefSeq and is a predicted model, not a curated record. The transcript has 4 exons.